Molecule: messenger RNA, 816 nt
Organism: Adineta ricciae
Lineage: Eukaryota; Metazoa; Rotifera; Eurotatoria; Adinetida; Adinetidae
Source: the annotation of a GenBank genome assembly
AUGGAUUCAAAUAACAAUACGAAUUUCUCUAAAAUCCAAUGCGAUUUAAUUGAUGAUCUUGGUCAUGAUGUUGUUCCAAUGUAUCACGUUUUAUUUCUUCUCAGUUGUUUCACCGUUCCGUCUGGAAUUAUCUUCAAUCUUAUUUUUGUCAUUGCAUUGAUUUUCCGUGCGAAAAAAAUCUUUAAUAUAACUAAUCAUGCACUUCUAUUAAGUUGUUUGGCACAAGCUCUUCUCUCGUUUCUACAAGGACCUUUUCGAAUUUAUUUUUAUUACCAUCGCGGUUGUUUGCCAGUUGCUGGAAGUGUUCUAUGCGAAUUUUCUGUUUAUCUGGAUUAUAUUCCGACGCAAAUUAACAAUUUUCUCACGGUUCAACUUUCUAUUGAACGUUUACUUUUAAUUAUGAAACCUUUUAUUUUUCAUCGAACUCGUCAUCAGCGCUUUUCAUUUGCGAUUUGUCUUCAUUAUUUAAGUUUAUUCGUUGCCAUUGUUUUUCCUUCGCUUUAUUAUCCAAUAAUCAUGCAGAAUGGUGCAUCGACCAUUGAUCUCGACGAUCCAUCUGCCACUCAAACAUGUGAUCUUUGGUAUUCAAGAGAUAUUUAUGAAUUAUUUGAUUUAUUGANGAUCAAUUCUUCUUCUUCAUCAGGAUAUUCGGAAAAUGGUUCGAGAUCAACAGUAAACGCAUGUUUAACUGUAAUAAUAAACAGAACAUUUCCAAAUUCUUCUGCUUUGUUUCGAUUUCGACUAAAUGAAGUGAAAGAUGGAAAUGAAUGUUGUAAGAGAGAAAUAUUCGAAUUUUAUAUGGAGGAAAAUAGUUGA